AUGAAUGUCGGGUUCAGUCGUCCCAGGUAUGUGAAGGUCUUCAUCAACCCCAGCAGCCACAGGAAGGAAUCAGUUCACAUCUACAGAGAACACGUGGCUCCUCUCUUCAAGAUGGCCGACGUCCGCACUGACAUCACUGUGACCGAGAGGAAGGGUUACGCUCUCUCAGUGAUGAAGGAAUGCAAGCUGGAUGAAUUUGAUGGCGUGGUGUGUGUUGGAGGGGACGGUUCGGUAGCCGAGCUCUGUCACGCUAUGGUCCUCAGAGCUCAGCUGGAUGCUGGUUCUCCUGAGAAACCAGUGAAACAAGUGCUGCCACUUGGAAUCAUUCCCGCUGGCUCUACAGACGUGGUUUCCUGUUCCGUUCAUGGAGUCAGAGAUCCGGUCACUGCAGCCCUGCACAUCAUCCUGGGUCACAAACAGCAGGUGGACAUGUGCAGCUUCACGUCUCUCGGCCAGUUGGUGUGUUUCGGGUUCUCCGCCAUGUUUGGUUUUGGUGGGCGGAGCUUAGCAAGGGCAGAGAAGAAGAGGUGGAUGCCAUCAGGAAGGCGACGGGAGUACGCUUUGGUGAAGACUCUGGCAAGGCUGAG
Molecule: messenger RNA, 587 nt
Organism: Labrus bergylta (ballan wrasse)
Lineage: Eukaryota; Metazoa; Chordata; Actinopteri; Labriformes; Labridae
Source: RefSeq, a predicted model, not a curated record